Miscanthus lutarioriparius is the source of this 1134-nucleotide messenger RNA. Lineage: Eukaryota; Viridiplantae; Streptophyta; Magnoliopsida; Poales; Poaceae. The record is from the annotation of a GenBank genome assembly.
AUGUCCGCCUCCUCCUCCAAGCCACAGCCGCCGCCACCGCGCCACCUCCACCUCCACGUCGACACUACUAGUGCCACCGCCGCCGCCACCACCACCAACGGGUCGCCCGCCUCUCCCGGCUCCGCGUCCUCCUCCCACCACUCCUCCAGCGCACCGCGGCCCGCCACCCCCACCGGCCGCGGCGGCGGGAGCGAGGGCACGCAGAACAGCUGGAGCGGGGCAUGCGCGGCGUGCAAGUACCAGCGGCGCAAGUGCAACCGGAACUGCCCGCUCGCCCCCUACUUCCCCGGCGACCAGCAGAGCCGCUUCAUCCGCGCCCAGCGCCUCUUCGGCGUCAGCAACAUGCUGAAGACGCUGAAACGGGUCGGACCCAAGUACGGCCUUGACGCCAUGCGCACCAUCAUCUACCAGUCCGAGGCUCGCGCGGCAGAUCCCGUCGGCGGCUGCGUCAGCAUCAUACAAGAACUGCGGCGACAGAUCCGCGACUCUGAGAUGGAGCUCCAGUUUGUUCGACAGCAGAUCGCGAUCUGUCACCAGCAGGCGGCCGCCACGGACUCCGGGCUCUCCGCCGACCCGGCGGCGAUGAUCCUACCUGCCGCUUCUUCCCCUGUGGUGGGACUGGUGGCUGCAGGCCAGCAGGACGACAUGGUAACUGUGGACGCGAUCUACGCCGCCAGUCAGCAGCCAUCCAUCCAGGCAGGUGAUCUACGCAAUAAUGAUCCAUCGUCGCACCAGCAGCAGCUCUACGAUUACUUCUGUUACAACAAUGGCACCGCCGGCACGAGCGACGAUGGGGGAAUGCAGCAGUACGGCUUAGCCGACGUCGUCGACAGUAGUGUCGCCAAGGCUGGGUCACCGGCCGUGGCCCUCGGCGAGCAGCUGGGGCAGCACUGCCAGAUACAGGCGUCGCCGUUCGUGGACGCGUUCAACGAGAAGAAGCCACAGGUCCUGCCGGCGACAAUACAACACCAUCGCCCUGCUGCUGCUGCCGGCGAUGUGCUGCAUCCACAACAGAAGAAGCUGGCCACGUCGGUCCUGGUGAAGCACGACGACGAUCUAGAUGAGCAUAUGGAGGAGCAGCAGGCGACAACAGAGGCGCCAUGCCACCUGGAGUUAGGCUUCUCCACUUUCUAA